GGCGCCGCCGCGUUGCCAGGCAACGGCGCGGUGACGUCACGCCUCGCGAGAGCUCGCGCCGCCAAGCCGCCCCGCGAGCGCUGACCCCGCCUCUUUGCGCCGGUGCCGCAGGAUGGGUAUCUCCAGGGACAACUGGCAUAAGCGCCGCAAGACCGGGGGCAAGAGGAAGCCCUACCACAAGAAGAGGAAGUAUGAGCUGGGGCGACCUCCAGCCAACACUAAGAUUGGCCCGCGCCGGAUCCACACAGUGAGAGUUCGUGGUGGGAAUAAGAAGUACCGAGCCCUUCGGUUGGACGUUGGCAACUUCUCCUGGGGGUCGGAAUGCUGCACUCGCAAAACCCGAAUCAUCGACGUCGUGUACAACGCUUCCAACAACGAGCUGGUGCGGACAAAGACCCUGGUGAAGAACUGCAUCGUGCUCGUCGACAGCACCCCGUACCGGCAGUGGUACGAGGCCCACUAUGCUCUGCCCCUGGGACGCAAGAAGGGCGCCAAACUGACUCCUGAAGAGGAGGAAAUACUGAACAAGAAGCGUUCAAAGAAGAUCCAGAAAAAAUAUGAUGAGCGGAAGAAGCAUGCCAAGAUAGCAAAUAUUCUUGAGGAGCAGUUCCAGCAAGGGAAGCUACUUGCCUGCAUCGCCUCCAGACCUGGACAGUGUGGCCGAGCCGAUGGCUACGUGUUGGAAGGCAAGGAAUUGGAGUUCUACCUGAGGAAGAUCAAGGCCAGAAAAGGCAAAUGAAUAAAAACUGUUUAUUCACAGUCCAACUGUGCUGAGAGAAUGAAUAAAGCCAAGAGUUUACCCCAGUAA
Messenger RNA from Empidonax traillii (willow flycatcher), 808 nucleotides. RefSeq names its product ribosomal protein S8 (gene RPS8). NCBI's taxonomy places the organism in Eukaryota, Metazoa, Chordata, Aves, Passeriformes, Tyrannidae. Gene Ontology annotation, cellular component: cytosolic small ribosomal subunit; ribosome. The record is from RefSeq and is a predicted model, not a curated record. Gene Ontology annotation, molecular function: structural constituent of ribosome. Gene Ontology annotation, biological process: maturation of SSU-rRNA from tricistronic rRNA transcript (SSU-rRNA, 5.8S rRNA, LSU-rRNA); translation. Bases 113 to 739 code for a protein of 208 amino acids. The transcript has 6 exons.